Messenger RNA from Theileria annulata, 474 nucleotides. RefSeq lists its product as uncharacterized. Gene Ontology annotation, cellular component: nucleus; cytoplasm. Lineage: Eukaryota; Apicomplexa; Aconoidasida; Piroplasmida; Theileriidae. The transcript has 3 exons. Gene Ontology annotation, biological process: proteasome regulatory particle assembly. Bases 1 to 474 code for a protein of 157 amino acids. The record is from RefSeq and is a predicted model, not a curated record.
AUGUCGAAUAUUAUGGAAUUGGAUAAAGCUAGGAAGGAUAUUGAAAUUGAAAUGGAAGCGUUAAUGAGUUACUUAAACAGUGAAGAGUGUAAAUAUGUCGGUUUAACUGGACCACUCGUGGAUAAUGAACAGUUUCCUAGAAACGAUAUAGACAUUUAUGAGGUCAGAAAAGCCAGAGGGAGAAUUAUGUGUUUAAAAAACGAUUACCAAAGGAAGUUAAAUAAUAGAAAUGUAGGUGAUUGUUUGAUUACUACCUUAAUCGCUAAUUUUAAAUUUGAAUUUAAUCGAAUUAGUUUAGAAUCUGCGAUAAUUCAUCAAAAGUGUAAUACGAAGUUGACAACCCAAGAUCUGAAUCAAAAAUGGGUUAAAAAGGAAGUAAAAAUUGUAAAAUGUGUUAUACCUAUUGUAAGAAGAGGUAUCUACAAUUAUACCAGUACCCCCAUAAUAUUAAUGAUAUACCCAAUUUUAUUUUAA